This is a messenger RNA of Serpula lacrymans var. lacrymans S7.9, 1269 nucleotides long. RefSeq lists its product as uncharacterized. The record is from RefSeq and is a predicted model, not a curated record. The transcript has 6 exons. NCBI's taxonomy places the organism in Eukaryota, Fungi, Basidiomycota, Agaricomycetes, Boletales, Serpulaceae. Bases 86 to 634 code for a protein of 182 amino acids.
AUUCUGUGUGACUUCCUGAUAAACGUUUCAUUUUCAUUCUGGGGCAUACUAGUUUAUUAUAAACUACUCUGGUUCUAGUUGUAGCAUGUCACACUUAGACGAAAGCGAUGCGAUCUCUGCGCUGACUGGUUUUUCCUUGGAUCAUAUUCUCUCUGGCUUAUCUCUUCCGGGUGGAACUGGACUAUCAAAUCAGUUGGGGAUUUCUGGUAUUCCUUCCUUGAGCUCUAGUCAGAUCUACAACGAGAAAUGGGAUGAUGAUGCCGUGGGUGUCGGUCAGGGUGAGGACUGGGAGGACGAAGUCGACAAAGAAAUGGAGGGAGAGGUUUCUGACGAGUCACCAGUCAAACUGGAAGCUCAGUCUCCUGUCGGAAUUCGUCGCAAGCAGAAGCGUACACGAAUUGUCAAACGCCUUGUGGAAAGACCAAAGACCGUCUACGAGAGAUUCCCAGCUUUCGAAAAGGAUAAGGUAUUGGAUUUCUCUGAGUUGUUCAAAGGCUAUACUGGUAGGAAAUCGCGUUUAGGAAAGAAACCGGUGCAUGUCGAAACGGUUUAUCCGAAGAAGCGAGAUCCGCAGAAAGGCUUUCUGGACGCUGUGUUGGCGAUACCAGACGUCGAGUUGAAAACAAGCGAGUAGAGGCAGUAGUAUCAUCUGGGAGUGUCGAACAAGAUUUACUAUUGGCAUUAGAAGAGCGCGAAAAAUCUGAUGUGCCUGUCAACCUACCCCUCCAUGAUCGAGCUUUCGACCUCGUUAUUAUUUCAAACUGGGAGGACCAGAUUAUAUACGAACCAGAAACCCACUUAACCCAUGCGCCCUCCAGUGGCACAAGUUUAAGUAUGCCCGUCAAUAAGGUACUGGAAUCUGGUGCGUGGACACAAAGCAUAAUAUGGGGUCCCGGAACUCUAUAUCGAGACUUUACGCAACUCGAAUUCAAUCAUGAAGAUGAUGUCGUGCCAGAGGAGCGACCUCAUGUCGAGACCGUUCGGCCCAGAAAGCGUCUUAGGACCGAUGUUGGUAUCACUCGGGACAAAUUCAAUCUUUCCAACGAUCAAUUCUAUGAAGUUGCGAAAGAAGGAGGGCGUCAUCGCGUGCGCCAAACAUUUGGACAACUCGUUGUGGAGCAUGCAUAUCCGUCGCAGAAGCUACAAUUACCAUUUUAUAAAACUCGGCUCUCAAAGCAGGAGGCGCGUUCCUUUCAUCGCCCUGCUUUGCAAUUCCCGACAAAUAUCGAACUACGGUUCAGUAAGGUGCGCACAGCGAAAAAAAAGAAA